ACAACUCAGUGUUCCCUCUCUCAAGUUGCUUCGUCGUUGCCGCUGUGUUGGCGAACAACAGGAACCUUUAACUGGCAUGAGCACGCUUGACGCGACCAUGGUAGAUAGCUGCGGUGCCCGACCUAAAGCACCGUUGGAGAAAAUGGGGCCUGUAGAGAAGGAGGCAUCUGUGCACGAAGAAAUGAAGAGGAUGCAGAAGCUGCCUGCAAACAGUACUUAUGUCACUCAUAGGUUGCGGGUUCUCAACAAAAUUCUGCAGCUUUUGUCCAUUCAGAGAUCUGCAUCACAAGAACAGGAGUUGGAGUUGCUUUUUGCUGGGCUUUCUCUGUGAACCCAACCAACCUUUUUCAGGCAGUGAAUUUCCCGUCAUGGAUAUCUGUGUUUUUGGAAAACUGGGUUCAGAUCUGUUCCGUUACACACUGAAGAUUGUAUGUUUUUGGCAAGCUAAACAUCUCAUUCUUGUGUCUCUCAGAAAAAAAAAAAAUGAAAAACAUCUCACUCUUGUGACUAUCUUUUGUAAUACCUUUUCAAAGUUUCUAAGCUUUAAGUUAACCAACAUUGUGAAUAUUUUUGUUUUUGUUUUUCUUGUAUCCUUGCCUGUUGAGUCUUGACAUGGUUGAACUGUACGCCAUUGUGGUAUAUGGAGGAGAAUAGUAUACUAUCAAUUUGGCAUUUUCAUUUCCCAUUUUAUUGGAUGGGUCAUUCUUGGUUUGGGUUUUAUAUGGAUGUAAUUUUCAGCUAUUUGAUUAAGAAUAUUCAUCCAAGAAGAGAUGAUAGAGGAUCUAAACUUGUUUA
Molecule: messenger RNA, 795 nt
Organism: Prunus dulcis (almond)
Lineage: Eukaryota; Viridiplantae; Streptophyta; Magnoliopsida; Rosales; Rosaceae
Exons: 4
Coding region: 77-331 (84 amino acids)
Source: RefSeq, a predicted model, not a curated record